Messenger RNA from Nematostella vectensis (starlet sea anemone), 958 nucleotides. RefSeq lists its product as uncharacterized. The record is from RefSeq and is a predicted model, not a curated record. Gene Ontology annotation, biological process: positive regulation of canonical NF-kappaB signal transduction. The transcript has 2 exons. NCBI's taxonomy places the organism in Eukaryota, Metazoa, Cnidaria, Anthozoa, Actiniaria, Edwardsiidae. The coding region runs from base 83 to 874 and encodes 263 amino acids.
UCACUCUUUGUCAUCGAACGCGCGGUUUGUUGAUCUAUCAUCGUGGCUAAAGAAAGGACAUUAUUGUCUUUGAGAGAAAGUCAUGGGUUUUUUGGAGAAAACUCUGAUCAUAGCCGACAUGAUCGGCCUUUUCCUUGUAACCCGCUAUCCGUAUUUUGAUUUAUUUUGUCUUCUGAUGAGGAUGGGAAGCAAAGCUGACACAGUCAAGAUGAAAGUGGAUUCCAUCUUCGACACGUUACGCCCAGAAUACUUAUCUUUCUACCUGAACGGCGCUAUAUUCUUCGUUUGCGGCACUGCCAUGACUCUGGAUAUGAGAAGAAGGACAUUUGGGAUAGUUUCGGCGUUUCAUAUUUUCAUCAGCGCUAUUCUGCUAUGCUUUGAGAACCAAAGGUGGUCUGAAUUUAUGAUGGUCAAGGUUGUGGCAAGAGCUGUAGGUGUUAUUGGCGGUUAUCUAUUUGUGGCAGGUGGCCUGACAGACAGCAUGAGAGGCUAUGCCAAGAUAUCACACUUUCUACACACCGGCCGUCAAGUCCUGGCCCUCUACUUAUUCUAUAAUGCAUACAUGAUAUGGAUAAGCCAAGAAGAGAAGAUAGCGCUUGUCAAACAUAUACCUGGCGGGGUGGUCAUGCUUAUUGUUGUGGUAGUUAUCUAUGUUGCUUGUGGUCUGUGUAUUUAUGGUGGAUAUGAAGCAGGGUACUUUGGUAAGCUUGCUGCCUGGUUAAUUACAGUAAUCACAGUUAUUGUGGAUUUUGAUGUAAAGUUUUGGUACAAGUCGGAAAGCCAUGUUGAAUAUUGGACUCAGAUUUUGUUGGCAUCUAGAAAUAUUUCUGUAGUUGGUGCAUUGUUACUGUUAGGAAGAAAGCGACACUGGUAGAACUUACCACAAAUCCUAGGGAUAUUGUAAUUUAUAUUAUAUUUAAUUGGAAUAAAGUCUUACUCUGUUUCACCUCACUUCAAA